AGUCAGCGCUGUGAAAAGGUCGCGACGCGAGGCGCACUAGAUCUUGAUGCACGACGUUUUGUUUUGGUUCCACAGCCAACUGUACGGUGCGGUUUUUGGUUGCCGUGGGUGUUUUUGUGCAAGUGCACAGAGUGCAACCGAAAAUGGGAAACAAGUUUUGCAAGAAGAAGGUGGACGGUGUUGCCAGUGCCGCCGGUAACAAGACGCCCUCUCAGUUUGACAGAAUCAUCAAUAGAUUACACAUUCGACCCAGUGCUUGGAAAUCGGAAACCCAUUUGAACCAGAAGCAAAUUAACAGGUGUGAAAUAAGUUCCCCCCAGCAACAAUUAGACAAACAGAACAACAUAAUAAAGACAAGGCCACUUUCAAAGUCAUCGGACUGGACAGAAGUUGACCUAGAAGUACCAGAAAAGGAAGAGCAGAUACAUCUCCGGAAUCCAAGACUAUCCAUCAUCUUCAAUAAUGAAAAUGGUACACCCACACCUCCACCCCGAAAACAAAAGAGGAAUUUCCGAGAGAAAAUUGAAGCUGUCGCCAAAAGUGGCCUUCAAGCCUUCCAACCUAAGAAACCAGUCGAAGAAGUGCUCUGCGUGAAAAAAACUAUCAACUACAAGUGCCCUCUUUGCGAUCAAGAUGAACAUGAUCAUAACAGAGAUCAUCAUCACCAUAACCACAAAGAAAAAACGAAGGAUAAGAACGAAAAUAUAAAUGACAAUCAGGAGAAUCAUUCCCAGAACGAGAAAGAUGCAAUAAAGAGAAAGAAGAAUUUAUCUGUGAUUUCUUUACCGAAUUACGAUGAGCUGAAGUUGACAGUUGCUAAUUUCGAUGAUAUUGAUAAAGGUCCAGUCUCGCUCAAACUCGACGACGACAAACGAAAAAUCUCCGAGUUAUCCCUUCCUGCCGACCCCAAGAAGUCCACAUCAGGCUCAAGUGGGAAACUAGAUGCAUACAUCACUAGGUGCCGAAGCUUUGGAUCACUACUUCCUCAACAUUUCAAGAAAAUUCGGGGAGCCCGUAAAGUCCCUACAGAAAUCGAGAGUGACGACUCUUUCGGAGGAUUAGAAGACUGGGACCUAGGACUCUUAGAACACUAUAAUCCCAAAGAUGCCAGUUUGCCGCGACCAAGAAAAGCCGAGAGGAGUAGCAAGGAUGUCAUUUCUGACCUAGAGAGUAUGAUAGUCCAUGAAGAAGAUAUCGAAAAACCGAUACCGCCAGUCAGAAGAUCAGAAUCGUUGGUCAAGAAGAUCAACCGAGAAGCUGCUCAGAGUGCUCAUGAAGUAUCCAGCGAGCAACUCGAUAACAACAAUAUCGGAUCUUUAAACCGUACACCACCACCAUCACCGAUUCAUCAGAGAAUUUCUGAACAAAGAUUGUCACGAACAAGCUUGCCAACGGAAGAAAAUGUCCUGGUGGAACAUUCAAGUCUGCUCAAGAUAUUAGAAAAUUUCAGCAUAAGAGACAAACUGAUUAAUGAAGAGAACAAAAAAACUGUGGGUAACAGUAUCAAGGCGAAUAUCAGUAGUAACGAAUCUUCUUUAACGCCCUCUCUGGUCGAAUUCGAGAAAAACAUACCUGUCAACUCUAUUGAAGAUUUUCUCACUGCUGAGAAAAUUAAUACUGAGCGUGAUAUCAAUGCCAAGCUGAAACAAGUUAUUGUUGCCUAGUUGAUAUUAAUAGAUUGAAACUUCCGGAUUCACCUGCCUAGGAUAAGAGAACAUCAACGUGGGAUAGCUAGAUUUCAGAAAUUUGAGGUCUGAAGUCAGUUCGGUUUUUGGAGUUGUUUUUGAUACUGUACAAGAUCUCUAUGAAGAUGUUUCCACUAUUUAAUGAAAUUUGACUCUAAGUAAUUCCAUACCAAAUAGGCAUAGCCUCUUUCCAAACAAGAAAAGAUACCUAGUGGAGCAUGAUAUGUUUGAAAUGGUAGCUGAAUGGUAGCUUGAACAUUUCGUUUCCUCGUUAGUUGUUGUUGUAAAUCAUGAAAGUACCAUCGAUUUGAGAUUGAAUGUUGAAACUUUGCGUUUCCAAUAGGGACAUAAUUGAUCAAUAGAGUUAGUUCGUCAUUAAUUUCACAACGAACGACUUAUGUAUUAACUUGAGUCCCAACAUAAGGUAUUGAAGCUUCUUGUAUGAUUUAUUUCAAUUAUUCAUUCUUGUUGUUCUUUACCGUGAUAUUUAUGAGUGUUCCGGAAUUGGAGCGAUGAAUCAAAUGAGCAAUAGGAAACGAAACGAGAGGAAAUUAAUGCAAAUUGCGACGAAAAAAUUGAACAAUUUUGAAAAUAAUCUGUAGUUCUCUUAGAAAUGUGUUAUAAUGUUUGAUAAGAAAUUAACGACAAUACCCAUACGUUUGAUUCAUUUAUUGUGAUUUAUUGUUUCAUUCAGAUUUUAAUUUCGAAAAUAUACUGAUGUAU
This is a messenger RNA of Phaedon cochleariae (mustard beetle), 2408 nucleotides long. NCBI's taxonomy places the organism in Eukaryota, Metazoa, Arthropoda, Insecta, Coleoptera, Chrysomelidae. The record is from the annotation of a GenBank genome assembly.